Molecule: messenger RNA, 1196 nt
Organism: Sinocyclocheilus anshuiensis
Lineage: Eukaryota; Metazoa; Chordata; Actinopteri; Cypriniformes; Cyprinidae
Product: angiopoietin-4-like
Exons: 4
Coding region: 278-1174 (298 amino acids)
Biological process (GO): blood coagulation; fibrinolysis; platelet aggregation
Cellular component (GO): fibrinogen complex
Molecular function (GO): extracellular matrix structural constituent; protein-macromolecule adaptor activity
Source: RefSeq, a predicted model, not a curated record
AUAGUGACACUGUUAAUAGCGCAGCAUUUCCUACUAACAGUGAGUGAGCGAAAGGAUGAUAUACUUUCUUGCCACAUUCAUAAUGACAAAGGGAGUUGCCUGUCUGGUAAAAGAAUGCUGGGUGGCAAUUUGUUGAGGAUUUUUGGCAAAUGUUUGGCCAAUCAGCUUCCUCUAUCUAAUUUACAUCUCAUCUGCCCUGGAGAGAUCUAGUGACAGCAUUAAACCAUGAGGAAAUAGGCUUUGCCAAUCUGAGGACCCAAACAGGUUUCAGGGUCUGAUGAGGAUUUCACUCUCCAGUCCUUACGUCUUCUGGAGAACUUCAGUCUAUUGCAGAAUGGUAUCUCUGCUGUAUGCUUUGUUACUCUGGGCAGCAUGGGUCCAAUUCCCUGUUGUCAAAACCAAAGAGACUGUUGAAGAAUCUAAAACCACAGACAAAACAGACACUUCUCAGACAUAUCGAGUUAGCAGUGGCUUAAUGCAGUGUGGUGAAUACAGCAAUGAAGUGAUGCCAAACAGACAAUGUCGUUUAAUAGCCACAUUACCUCAUCUGGAGGAGCAGAGGUGUCCGGACAUGUUCCGCUGUACAGAUGAGGUCUCCUACUGGCUGCGUGAGAACGAAGAGCGCAAGCAGCAAAUGCAGGACCUGAAAGAGACCAUCUCAGAGCUUCAAGAAGAACUGAGGAAUCACAGACAUCGCAUCAAAGUGCUGGAGCUGCAGCGUGAGGAGAAGUAUGGAAUGAACUCGUCUUUAGAGCAUCGUUUCCACAUGCUGCAGGAGAUCUAUGAAGAGACCAAUGCACUGCUGCACAUCCAUGGAUCACUCAUCUACGACAUGCAAACACAGAUUCGCAACCUCACUAUGAUAGUAGAGCGUGUGAGGCGCAAUCCUGGCUGUAUGAUCAAUAUCAUCCGCACAAGCCCGCUCCUCGGCUCUCAAGAUACCCUUCACCCAGGAGGUGGAUGGACUAUGUUUCAGCGUCGACAGGAUGGAAAGGUCAAUUUCAACCGCAAAUGGACAGAAUAUAGGGAUGGCUUCGGAGAUCUGCAUGCAGAAUUCUGGCUAGGAAAUGACCAUAUCCACGGUAUCUCCAGCCAGGGAGAGUAUUCCCUUUGCAUUGACCUCCAGGACUGGAAUGGCAAGCUCAAACAUGCACUGUACCAGAAAUUCUGGUAAACAUUUGGAAAGAUUAAGUUCU